AUUUCGAUGGCUGACUAGGUGUGAAUGAAAGAGACUCUCUGCAAUAUUUAGUGUCCAGUCUUACUGGCUUUGAAGAACAGCGGCAUCUACAAUGCCGCCUCCUGCUGAUAUAGUGAAGGUGGCUAUAGAAUGGCCAGGUGCCUUCCCCAAGUUGAUGGAAAUUGAUCAAAAAAAACCAUUGUCUGCAAUAAUAAAAGAAGUUUGUGAUGGGUGGUCUCUUGUGAACCAUGAAUAUUAUGCACUGCAACAUGCUGAUAGUUCCAAUUUCUAUAUCACAGAAAAGAAUCGCAAUGAAAUUAAAAAUGGAGCCAUCCUUCGAUUAACAACCUCUCCAGCUCAAAAUGCACAGCAGCUCCAUGAGAGGAUCCAGUCUUCUAGUAUGGAUGCCAAAUUAGAAGCACUGAAAGACUUAGCCAGUUACUCACGGGAUGUUACGUUUGCCCAGGAGUUUAUAAAUCUAGAUGGUAUCUCUCUCCUAACGCAGAUGGUCGAAAGUGGCACAGAACGCUAUCAGAAAUUGCAGAAGAUAAUGAAGCCCUGCUUUGGAGAUAUGUUAUCCUUUACACUGACUGCAUUUGUUGAGCUGAUGGAUCAUGGGAUUGUAUCAUGGGAUACAUUCUCGGUGGCAUUCAUUAAAAAGAUAGCAAGUUAUGUGAACAAGUUUGCUGCGGACAUCUCUAUCUUGCAACGGUCAUUAGCAAUCCUGGAGUCAAUGGUGCUCAAUAGCCAUGAGCUGUACCAGAAAGUAGCCCAGGAGAUCACAAUUGGCCAGUUAAUCCCACAUCUUCAGGGGACAGAUCAAGAAAUCCAAACCUACACGAUUGCAGUAAUAAAUGCACUUUUCCUUAAAGCACCUGAUGACAAGAGGCAGGAGAUGGCAAACAUUUUGGCACAAAAACAGCUUCGGGCUAUCAUCUUAACACAUGUUAUCAGGGCCCAGAGGGCCAUCAAUAAUGAAAUGGCGCACCAGCUUUAUGUUCUGCAAGUGCUCACCUUUAACCUUCUGGAGGACAGAAUGAUGACCAAAAUGGAUCCACAGGACCAGGCUCAGAGGGAUAUUAUAUUUGAACUCCGAAGAAUUGCUUUCGAUGCAGAGUCUGAACCCAACAACAGCAGUGGCAGUAUUGAGAAACGCAAAUCUAUGUAUACCCGAGACUAUAAGAAACUUGGAUUUAUUAAUCAUGUAAACCCAGCAAUGGAUUUUACACAAACCCCUCCAGGAAUGCUAGCCCUUGACAACAUGCUGUACUUUGCCAAACACCACCAGGAUGCAUAUAUCCGGAUUGUCUUGGAAAACAGCAGCCGAGAAGACAAACAUGAAUGUCCCUUUGGCCGCAGUAGCAUCGAGCUGACAAAGAUGCUGUGUGAAAUCCUGAAAGUAGGAGAACUACCCAGUGAGACCUGCAAUGAUUUCCACCCCAUGUUCUUCACGCAUGACAGAUCAUUUGAGGAGUUUUUCUGCAUCUGCAUCCAGCUGUUGAAUAAGACUUGGAAGGAAAUGAGGGCAACCUCUGAAGACUUCAACAAGAGUCUUAAUAUAGAAGUAGAAAUCUGUAUAGAAUAA
Gopherus flavomarginatus (Mexican gopher tortoise) is the source of this 1564-nucleotide messenger RNA. Its product is annotated as engulfment and cell motility protein 1. Gene Ontology annotation, cellular component: guanyl-nucleotide exchange factor complex; plasma membrane. The transcript is spliced from 17 exons. The record is from RefSeq and is a predicted model, not a curated record. The coding region runs from base 92 to 1564 and encodes 490 amino acids. Lineage: Eukaryota; Metazoa; Chordata; Testudines; Testudinidae. Gene Ontology annotation, biological process: actin filament organization; cell motility.